AGAUAAUCUUCAAAAUAAGAAGGAUCAUGGUUUUUUUUCCUUCCAAAUUGGAAGGCUAGAAUCCUUGGAAAAUAACCUGUGUGAGAAAUCCAUGGAGAGACCAUCAGUCUUUGGAAUGUGUGAGUUCUACACAUCUAUAGAUAGAGCCCUGCAGAUAUAAAGUUUUGUAUCUGCAUCAGCAACUAUGUCUGCAAAAAUGAGUUGUGGAUAUCCACAAUGAAACUCCCAGAUAUGGCUAUCUGUAGAUAUAAAGUGGGUAUCUGCAAAUUUACAGGGUUCUAGAUACAAAAUUUGUAUCUGCUUUGGCAUACAUACCUGCAAAAAUGAGCCACAGAUAUCUGCAUUCACAUCUGCAGAUGCGGAUGUCCAUAGAUAUAAAGCAAAUAUCCGUGGACUUGCAGGGCUCGAUCCAUAAAUUUGCAUUGUCUUUUGCUGUGUUGCUAUGUACAAUAGCUAAUUAAUAAUCCCCACCAGCGGAUAUCAGCAUAGUGUAAAUAAAGGAACCAAAGUGCAAACCUCUAACAUGAGUUAAAAGAACACCAUUAGCUGAUAGCAGUAGUAGGCUGUCACAACCUAUGAAGGCUAAUUUCUGAAAGGUGACUUGAUGUAGGUUUUAUAUAUUACUAACUGAAAACUUCAGGAUUGAUAAAGCCUAAUAUAUUCCAUGAAUUUCUACAGGUCUUCCUUGUAGAGAAAGCAGGGAGACGUUCCCUGUUUAUUGCUGGCUUGGCUGGUAUGCUAGUAAGUGCCAUAGCCAUGACAGUUGGACUUGUUCUCCUGACCACUUUUGCUUGGAUGAGCUACGUGAGCAUGGUCGCAAUUUUUCUCUUUGUAAUUUUCUUUGAAGUUGGGCCUGGACCAAUCCCUUGGUUUAUUGUUGCUGAACUGUUCAGUCAAGGACCACGGCCUGCAGCUAUAGCCAUAGCUGGGUUCUGCAACUGGACCUGCAACUUCAUCAUUGGAAUGUGUUUCCAGUAUAUCGCAGAUCUGUGUGGCUCUUAUGUGUUUAUGAUCUUCGCCGUACUGCUCUUAGGCUUCAUUUUAUUCACACACUUUAAAGUACCUGAAACAAAAGGAAAAUCUUUUGAAGAGAUUUCUGCUGAAUUCCGCCACAAGAAGCGCUCAGCAAUAAAAGGACCCAAAGCUGCUACUGAACUGGAAGAUUUGCGAAGCAGCCAGGAGGUAUAAAGAAACCGCAGAAUGUGUGCAUGAAGGAAAUUAAGGAACAUAUUUUUAAAUGCAGCUGAAAGAACCUUCGGCAAAAGCAUGAUUUUAUAAAAACCCUACAACUGAAAAGACAAUAGGUCAAAUCAAUAUCAUGCUUCUGACUGAUAUGCCGGAUAGUGCAUAUAUCCUAUGCCCCUGUUACACCCAAGGCUCCACCCCUUCCAGGAAUAGGAGCAGACCCCCACCCAUCUGCGGGCUCAAGGGCUAUCAGCAUCCCUGAGUAAGGUGUGGCAGUUUUCCCAUUUGAAUGUGUUAGAAUUAAACCCAGCUUGUUUUCUUUGGUAUUUACUGGCACAAAUACUAUCUGGUCCUACACAAGUAUUAUUAGAAUCUGUUACAUUCUAAGGGCUCAGUGUACCUUGGUAGUAUCCUAAAAAGACACAGGAAAGAAUGAAAGGAAUAGAUACAGAUAGGCUUCCAGAGUGCAUUGCAUUGAUUCAUUUACAGCAACAAUUUUCUUUUGAUGGAAGCCAACAUAGGCUUAUUAAGACCAAAAUGCAGAAGGGAUAAAAGAAAGAAAAGAGGUGCUGCAUGAUAAUUUAUUCUUAUGGAUGGUUUCACCCUUUUUUCCAUUCCCAUUUCUUCCUUUGCUAAAUUAUAUGAAGGCUUGGAAAAUCAAAUGCUACUGUAUUUGUCAUAUCAGGAUAAAGACAUAACCGAAGCUGAAGAUGUUAAAUAUAAAAGAGUGAGUGAAUUUGCCACCUGAUCUUAGAGUGGUGUGGCCAGGCCCAUUGAUGGGGAGGCAAAGGAGGGAAUUGCACGUGGACCUGGCAAUUCAAAGGGUCUCAGGGUACCUAUCAAUGCUGCUGCUGCAGUAGCAGCAGAGUCAGUGGCCAGAGCACCGGAUCCCUUUAAAUCACCGCUGGAG
Pelodiscus sinensis (Chinese soft-shelled turtle) is the source of this 2095-nucleotide messenger RNA. The record is from RefSeq and is a predicted model, not a curated record. Lineage: Eukaryota; Metazoa; Chordata; Testudines; Trionychidae.